Molecule: messenger RNA, 1422 nt
Organism: Amorphotheca resinae ATCC 22711
Lineage: Eukaryota; Fungi; Ascomycota; Leotiomycetes; Helotiales; Amorphothecaceae
Exons: 1
Coding region: 281-1147 (288 amino acids)
Biological process (GO): intra-Golgi vesicle-mediated transport; Golgi organization; protein transport
Cellular component (GO): COG complex; membrane
Source: RefSeq, a predicted model, not a curated record
CGAGUCGAUACCACAUUCAUUGCUCCUCCGUGCAGCAUCACGCUACUACAGAGUCAUACUUUGGUUCUUGGCUGUUAAAGUUUCAAGCAUCCUCGGCAGUAAUGCACCCCUCAGGAGGCACGUGAUAUAUACCUUCUCAUAAGAUACCUACCUCCCUAUCUACCGGUCGUAGGUAGAUACUCAGCACAGUCUCACCCCUCGCCGGCCAAGGGAAGCCCAUUGCGUGAAAGCAUCGUGCGUGGACGAGUGUGAACGAAAGGGCAGGGCCGGCUUCCCGAACAUGAGCAAGCUCUAUUUUGGCGGAGACUCGGGAAGUGUCUCCUCGGAUGAUGAAGACAACCUCCCCUACCCCGAAGCCCUCCCGCGGAGUGAUUUUCUCUCCCCGGAUUUUGACGCACCGACAUAUCUCUCCACAUUAUCAGACCGGCAUCAAACGCUGGAAGACCUCCGCUCUGAUCUGAGAGAACGCUCGCAAGCCUUGUCAAAAGAGCUGCUGGAUCUCGUCAACACCAAUUACGAGCAAUUCCUGAGUCUAGGGUCCGACUUGAAGGGGGGCGAGGAGAGAGUAGAGGAUGUUCGGGUGGGACUGCUGGGCUUCAAGAGAGGCGUUGAGGAUGUCAGGGGAAAGGUGAGGGAGAGGAAGCUUGAGGUCGAGGGUUUACUUGCGGAGAAGAAGAUUAUCAGUAGGGAGAUUGCCCUUGGAAGGAAGCUCUUGGAAGUAGAUGCGAGAUUGGAGGAGCUGGAGGACAGAUUGAUGGUCUCUUCUCUUGGUCGUAGCACCAAUGGCCUUGAUGAUGAGGAUUCCUGGAGUGAUAGCGAGGCCGAGGAAGACGAAGAGGAGAACCCCACGGCUGAUGACAUCGGUGGAACCAGCACGAGAAAGCUAGAGCGACUUGUGGUCGACUAUCGCCAGGUUGAGCACUUGUUAAACAGCAUUGGGAAAGACCAUCCCUUCAUUGCUGCUCAAGACCCACGCAUGCAGCGGGUGAGGAACACCAUCCUUCUUGAUCUUAGCACAGCAUUGAAGCAGACCGCGGCUGUGGGUGACCGCGGAAAGUCGCGACUAGUCAAGAUAUUGAGUAUCUAUCGACACCUAGAUGCUGAUACAGAGGCCGUCAAAGUCUUGAAAGACUUGAAAUCAAGAUAGCACUGGGAGUUCAAGCAUAGCGUUGGAGUUCGCGGUUUAUACCAGGAGACAAUGAAUUAUAAUACAGUCUUAUAUCUACAAUCGUACAUGCUAUGAAGUAGAUAGGUCCCGAGGCUGGACGUCCGAUUUGAGAUCUCUGAAUUCCCCAUUCAGAGGAAAACCGGGUGCGUUCGUAGAACUCAACACUACCUCCGCCAACUCCUUGUUUAUCCUGUCGCUUAAUUGAGCCAUAUCCUUCUUCACAGCGUCGAGGAAAGUCUUGAUAUUCAGUGCGA